This is a messenger RNA of Actinia tenebrosa (Australian red waratah sea anemone), 6309 nucleotides long. RefSeq lists its product as uncharacterized. Gene Ontology annotation, cellular component: intracellular membrane-bounded organelle. The record is from RefSeq and is a predicted model, not a curated record. Gene Ontology annotation, molecular function: phosphatidylinositol binding. Lineage: Eukaryota; Metazoa; Cnidaria; Anthozoa; Actiniaria; Actiniidae.
AUGGCGCAAGAAAACCGAAAACCAUCAUGAAAAGAUGAGACUUUUAGCCUCAUUUCUAGCCUUACUAGCCUUCAUAUUAACAGGAUUUUCGUGGAAAUGUUUGGUUUACUAUUCAGUCUUUGCGCUUGCCAGCUGGUGGCUUAUUUAUCUAUUUCUUUGCAGUAAAUACGAACUGGACUUUGAUGUAGUCUUUAAAGUCUUAGAGUGGGUAGGUUAUGGAUCUCCGCACUUCCUUGAAAAUAAGAGUUGUUUAUCUUCUUCAGAAAACACUACAGAUGGACAAACCGCUCUUUGUAGGAUACCUGAACCUAUAUCUAAGAGGAUCGAUGUGGUAGUACAGAAUGUAAGCAGGGAUUUUGUGGGKUCUUGGUACCGCGAGGUUGCAGAAGGUGAUGUCUUCAUCGAAGAAAGUAAAGCGGCACUUCAGAAAUUAUCCGUGGACAUUUACAACCGAAUGAGUAACCUAGACUCACAUUUACUAUCAGAACAAGUCAUUAUGGUCUUCCAUGCGCAUCUAGAAAGGUUUAAUAAAGCUGUCUCUGUCCUCAAAGACAAGGAUCCGAAUCUGAAGUUAGCCAUCACGUCUUCACAGCUUCUACACCAAACAUACGAAUCUCAGAUCCCAAGCAAACACCUCGCUUUAAAAAACCCAACUUCUGAGCUCAAUUAUUUAAGAACUGUCGUAGAUUCUCUACUAGCUGCUUUAUUACCUGAAAAUAUUUUUAGUUGUGAUAUGGGCAGAUUUAUUUUGAGGGAGAUUUUGGCCGUUCAACUAGUAGAUCUUGUGGAUAUGUUGAGUGACGCAGAGUGGGUCAACGAAGCCAUCAUUGAUCUWCUUUCUCCUCCAAGAGAACAGCUGUCAGAUGUUUUGACAGAUCAGAAACUGCACGAUCAAGAAACUAGCGAUAAAGCUAAUAAGGAUGGCUUAAAAUCGAUUGGAAAUUCGACUGGGAUCAACCCUAGUGGGAUUUAUAAGAAUAUUGAGAAUAUUCUGCCCGAAGGAGAGGAAGAGAAUGUAAUUUCUUCCUUUGAAAGACAGGUGAGGAUCUUCCCCGCGGAAGGACAAGAGACUACAGAUUUAGCGAUCAUUGAURAUAGGAUCAAAAUCAAGGACACAGAAGACUCAUUAGUUCGAAAUAAUCAACAAUUGGAUAAUUCUGAUUCAAUGUUUAAUGAAAAUGUAAAAACUUUUGAUUCUGGUAAUGGAAAUUUAAUCUCGCCAGAAGAUUCUGAAAAAGAUCUUGAAGGCUGUAACAGACCUAGUUUGUCUUCUUCUUGGGGAUAUUUACCCUCUUCGGGCGACAAAACAUUUCAAACUCAAAGCUUUGAGGCUAUGAAACAAGAAGCAAUUGAGAGAGAAAGACUUAAAAAUAGCUCUAAAAAAAUUGUGGAUUUUGUUGGUACGUGUUGUACAAGGUUUGAAGCAAGCGAUGAGUUAGAUGGAAAUCUGAAAAAUAAAUUUGCACAGAUGAGGAAAAGAACUGCAUCACUGCCUGAAGACUUGGAUGUUAUGACAAAUGGUAUUGACAAGCAAAAUAAGAUGUGUGUUAGCAAUGGCAGCAGAAGCUUUCAAAGAUCAGUGAGUUUUCCAAAUAACAUGUCUUCAGUUUUGGAACGUGAUGAGACUCUUGACCCUGUAGAAAGGCCGUUACGAUCUUCCACUAUCCACCCGACCCCGGUUUACGGCUCACCCUAUUACAACAUUAGUUUCUGUAGCAGUGAUGGAUCUUUUAAGUCAUUUAGUGACGACGACAUGGAGGUUGAGGAAGGAGAAGAAAUGGACGAAGGGAAUGAUAGUGAUGAUGAUGAAAUUUCAGAAGACAUAGCACCCUUACCGAUCAUGAAAGCACCUCCGAGGGGUGCAAUAUCAAGAGAAAUUGACAAUGAAGGCAAUAAUAUGAAUGGCGACGGUGACGUAUAUCAACAUAAUAUUCGGCAAAGAAAACAUGGCUUUGCGAAAAGGAGUGAAUUUAUGCAAGACAGAUAUAAAGGUAAUGGAGAGAUAACAGGAAGCACGGAGGAUACUUCUAAUGGGAAAAACAGUUUUGAUAGUUUCCGUGACAACAGAUAUAGUUCAAAAGACAGCGAUUCGUCUGACCCUCGGUCACCAAUGGAAACGACACCACCAAAGCCUAGGAUGCUUGAAUCGGAUCCUUCAUUUAGCGAUUCUGUGAUUUUAGCAGGGCGAAAGUUUAUCUCRAGCAUUAAAUCACCAGUAAAGAAUUUUGGUUUUAGCAGUGGAAGCUCUAAGUCAACCAGUAUUUCCUCUGGUGCAGAUUCUAUGGAAGUUAACGUGCCGUCUAGUAUUGAUUCUGCCUCAUUUGACUCUGAUUUACCAUUCCAUCGGCCAGUCCUUAAAACCAAGACAGACUCACCCAGCUCAGGGCGGAAGCUUUCUCGUAGUCAAGCCGUAGUAGAUGUGUCAUCAGAGAGCGAAACAGAGACUUGGUAUGGUACGCCACCAGCAGCGUCAGUUAAAGAGGAGAUUGUAUAUGGAAUGCCGUCAAGUUCUUCGGGUGAUACUACUGAUAGUGAUAAUAGAACUGUCGUGAAGAUUCACCCCAGUAAGUUGAUUAGUAUACCAAGUUCUGAGACAGCGUUGGAAUCUGAUUGGGAGCCGGGAAGGAGUAAAUUUACUCUCUACAGGAUUGAGUAUGAUAUACGCAUCUGGCCCAGUGUGUACAAAGCUGUGUUAGAUGAAAAAAACCAGCUGCAAUCAACUGAGGAGAAAGAAGAGAAUCCUCACAACAAGAAAACCAUACCUUACAAAAGAGUAAUCAAAAGACGCUACCGAGAAUUCAUGGAACUUCAUAGCCGGCUCUGCAGCGGGCCUACCGCAAUGUACAUGAAAGGAAUUUUAAAACCAAACAGAAAAUACAACUUACCUUUUGGUCGUCUUGACAAGGAAGUUGUGGAAGGAAGGAGAUGCUUGCUGCAGAACUAUCUUGUGAGUCUUGUGUCUAAACCAGAGCUGCGUGACUGUGAUGAUCUGAAACAGUUCCUUGGUGUGAUUGAUGGGGUGUCAUUCAUUAAACCGAGCGUUGCGCAGAUAGUACAGUCAGUACAUGUUCCCAAGAUGCUCAGCAGACAGGUGACUAAAGUGAUUGACAGCAUUAAGACUGCUCUCGAAAUAGAGCAUCAAGAAGGGACAGAGGACACAGCCAAAGCAUGUCCAGAUACUGUAGAUAGUUCUUGUCAUUGGACAAUAGUACGUCACAGUAGCAUAGAUGAACAGCCAUUGGUGGAUAAAGAGGAGGUGUGUGCUGGUGACUGUUUCUCAGCAUUUCUGGACACUCUUGAGCUAUCAACACCAUAUCUGACAUAUCAUGAUACUGAUACGGAUAACAGCUAUGAUGACAGCAGUGGUAAUGACGAUGACGAUGAUGACGACGACGAUCUUCUACAUCUUCUUGCCCCAAGAACUGCAGGUGACACAAGUGACAGCCCAAACGAACCUUCCACAGCCUCUGCCGUGUCACAAGAUGACAUGUUGAAUGGUGUUCUAGGAAGCAAAUCUCCAGGACUGUGCAUCCCAUCUACCUUAACUCAUUCUGUUAGUACAGGAAGCUUGAAUGAAAAAGAUACUAUUGAUUUUGGUAAACAGUGGUUCCAGAAAGAUGUUCAUGAAAAGAAACCAAAACCAGAGGUCCCAGAAAGACCACCACCUCCUUGUCCAGCAGAUGAACUAACAGAUCCUACUAAUGACCAACAAAAGUCCAAGUUUUCACAUCAACUUAAAUUUUCUAAAAGUAAUGUUGAAAAGUUAAAGCUUGCAGCUCAAAAGGCUAAGGAAAAGAAGGUCGAAUCGAUGGAGAAUCUGAGUCAUGCUAAAGAGAAAAUUAAAACACUCUCAAAGGAAAAGAAGAUUGAAACAGUUGAACAACUUAGUCAUGCGAAAGAUAAAGUAAAGGCCUUCUCCAAAGAAACCAAAUUUGAUUCGAUGGAACCGUUUAGCCAUGCUAAAGACAAAGUUAAAAACUUUUCUAGGGAUAAAAAAGCUGAAACAGUUGAGCAUCUUAGUCAGGCAAAAGAGAAGGUGAAGUCCUUGUCUAAGGAUGCAAAGCUUGAACAACUAAGCCAUGCUAAAGAUAAGGUGAAAGCUUUCUCUAAAGAAAAAAAGAUUGAAACAAUGGAAAACCUAGAUCAAGCAAAGGAGAAAGUCAAAGCGUUUUCUAAAGAGAAAAAGAUUGAAACUGUUGAACACCUAAGCCAUGCUAAAGAUAAAGUGAAAGCAUUUUCAAAGGAAAAAGGAGAAGAGUCAUUGGAAAACUUACAUCAAGUUAAAGACAAGGUUAAAGCAUUUCAAAAGAAGAUUCCUGAUUCUAAGAAGUUGCGCAAAAAAUAUGCUUCUCGGUCCUCCCCCAUGGGUGAGAAUAAAAAAGAUGUUUAUAUUCAAAGUAUCCCAGUUGAUACCAGGAAAACUACUACACGAGGACACGAAAAAAAUUUCAAAUAUAGCACUGUAAAUGGAGGAGAAAUAGACAUCCCUUCUGUCACGUCUAGCUCUGAUGAUCCAAGUUGUGUGACUGAAGUAGCAGGAGAUAUGGUGGUAGAGGAGCCACAGUGCCCUCUUUCGCAUGCUAUAUUGGACCUGACGUGCGAGGUCCUCAAGGGACAUGACUCUUGGGCCAGUAUUGACAGGGUACAAGAUGGAUUUCUGGGAAUCUUUGGAGCUCUUUUUGAAUGGUUUGUGCGAAGUGAAAUAGAUGAUUUAUUUACAGAGGACAACUGGGGUUUUUAUCUAGAGAACCUUAUCCAAGUGGUUUGGCCUGAUGGAAAGCUCUUUGAACCCUCGGGGGAGCAGAAAUCAGAGGAAGAAAAAGAGAAAACAAAGAUAAAAGCCAUUAAAACACUGAUGGAGUUUUUUCCAGACCUUUUUCCUUUAUUGGUUGGGUCUCGGGUGUACAAAGAUUGUGCAAGCAAUGCAGUGGAGUCUCUACAAAACCCUGCUAUCAAUAGAAUAUUAAUUUACAUCUUGUUGGAGAUUUUCCUUCCGGAGCUAAUACCAGAACUACAACAUGGUAUAAACAUGGAAAGACAAGGAUACCUUGAAUGAAAUAUUUAUUGCAAUAUUCAUUCCAAACCCUCCAUAUCUUCUUGCAUUUCUCUUACGUUAUGACUUCUGUAACCAUGGCCUCUUAGACCAGUUAUACAAGAGAACCAAUAAAAAUGUAGAAUGAAAACAAUGCAUUCCAACUUUGGGURGUCGAGCCAAUCAGAAAACUAGACUGCACAAGAAUGCUAAUUUUACCCUGACGUUAUGUAUGUAAACAACUAGAUAGCCUUUGUCAUUUUCUCGUGGGAAUAAAAAAGAUGUCAAAAGGCUAUUGCUUUCUGAUUGGCUUCACUAUCCAAAGUUGGAAUGUAUUGUCUUCAUUCUACAAUUUGAUUGGUUCUCGCUGUCUAGGUGGCCACAGUUAUAGUAGUUGCAUUGUAAUAGUCAUUAAGAUGAGGUAAGUAGCCGCCGAUGGAACAAAUCAGUACCGGUUAUCUAAAAUUUAUUGAAAAAACAUUGUCAAAUUGAAAAGGUUAAAUUAUCGAAGCUAAGACCAAAGGGUGUUCUGUGUAGAUAGAAUAGACCAUUUCACAGAUCCCGCGGCUCGUGUAAUUAUUCUUUAGAAUUUGACUACAGUCCGCAGUAAUGAAAGGAAUUUACACAUCAACGAACAAUUGAAACACUUAAAAAUUUCACAGGUUGUAGGCAAUUUCUAAAGAAUAUAUUACACGCUGACGAGGCUGAGGUUGAGUAAUGGGAUCCGUGAAAUGACCUAUUAACAUUACAUGAAUAAUGCAGUUUUGCAGGCGCUUGAACAUAGAUUCACAGUCAGUGAACAAAGCAUUUUAGCACUCUUAGUGCAUGUGUCUGUAUGCAAAAACUUUCUGAAUGCCUAGGCCACAGCUAGCCAAAAUACCUCGUGCCCUUAGCCUUAAAGCAGGGCCCAAAAUUACAGCUGGUCAUAAGUCAAGAUGUCCUGCCAAAUACAUUUUGACAGGUCUUUGCUAAUUUUUGGACGGUCAAGGUUGAAUAUUUUUUUUAUUUUUUUUUAUUUUUUAAAUAUGACUUGUUAACAUGUCCCUUUAAAACUCUAUCUGACCUGUCAAGUGCCAUAUUAGGUCAAACAUUGACCGUUGACCGGCAGUUAUUUCAAACCCUGUGAUGAUUUAACAUUUUGAGCCUGACGACGUUUUUAUUCAAUUUGGUAAAAAGAAUGAAUGCAUAUUAUAUAUAUACAUAAUCAGAUGUUGAAAUCAUAGAAAAUGUAAUUAAUGAAAAAUAGAAUAUUGUGCUCGGCUAUUAAAUAUUAUGAA